Molecule: messenger RNA, 418 nt
Organism: Medioppia subpectinata
Lineage: Eukaryota; Metazoa; Arthropoda; Arachnida; Sarcoptiformes; Oppiidae
Source: the annotation of a GenBank genome assembly
GAUAAUAAUGGCGUUUAGUAAUCAAAAACUGUUGACAAUACUCAAGAUAGUGAUGUCUAUUCACAUGACUUUAGCCAACAUAUACUGUAUUUAUAUAAUAGUGGUGUGGGGUAUGGCGUUGGGCGGCAACGAAACUGGCCCAGAUGCAAACACUGUUGAUAAACAGAAAGUGACAAUUGGCCUGGUCAUCACGGUGGUUGGGCUAUUGGUAGGCAUUAUUGGUCUGGUGGGUGUUAUUCGGGAAAGCAAAUGUAUCGUGAUCAUGUUGCUGGUGGUGACCAUCGCGGCUAUUAUAGCUAACUUUGCCAUGGUGAUGUUUGUGUCAGCCGUAUGGGGUAUUGUGGUGGCUGCGGUUACGGCAGUGUAUUUGUACUUGAUCAUUCAGAAAGAAAAGGAGACUGACUUUACUGAUGUAUAA